Rhea pennata is the source of this 7286-nucleotide messenger RNA. RefSeq names its product cyclin-dependent kinase 11B-like. The record is from RefSeq and is a predicted model, not a curated record. Gene Ontology annotation, molecular function: ATP binding; protein serine/threonine kinase activity. Gene Ontology annotation, cellular component: nucleus. The coding region runs from base 180 to 2504 and encodes 774 amino acids. Gene Ontology annotation, biological process: protein phosphorylation; regulation of mitotic cell cycle. Lineage: Eukaryota; Metazoa; Chordata; Aves; Rheiformes; Rheidae. The transcript is spliced from 20 exons.
GACAGGGACGGCAGCGCGUGAGCCUUGCGCGGGGCCUUUUCCCGGCGCGGCGGUGGGAGGAGCCGGUCCGUGUCGCAUCGCUGUCCUGCGUGCCGAGGCGAGGGACUGAGCGGGGGUCGGGGGCCUGAGCCCCGAGCCUGGGCGGGGGAGCCGCUUCCUGAGAGCUUUUUUGAACUCAAAUGGGUGAUGAAAAGGAUUCUUGGAAAGUGAAAACUUUAGAUGAAAUUCUCCAGGAAAAAAAACGAAGGAAGGAGCAAGAGGAGAAGGCAGAGAUAAAACGCAUGAAAAAUUCGGAUGAUCGGGAUUCAAAGCGGGAUUCCCUUGAAGAGGGGGAGCUGAGAGAUCACCGCAUGGAAAUAACAAUCAGAAAUUCACCUUACAGGAGGGAAGACUCUAUGGAAGACAGAGGAGAAGAUGAUGAUUCCUUGGCUAUUAAACCUCCACAGCAAAUGUCACGGAAAGAAAAAACUCAUCAUAGAAAAGAUGAGAAGAGGAAAGAGAAGCGGAGACAUCGUAGUCAUUCAGCAGAAGGGAAACACGCCAGAGUGAAAGAGAAAGAACGGGAACAUGAGCGUAGGAAGAGACAUAGAGAAGAGCAGGAUAAAGCCCGACGUGAAUGGGAAAGACAGAAACGGAGAGAAAUGGCAAGGGAGCAUUCAAGGAGGGAGAGAGAUCGUCUGGAGCAACUUGAGCGAGAACGAGAGAGAAAAAUCAGAGAGCAACAAAAAGAACAAAGAGAGCAAAAAGAACGAGAAAGACGAGCUGAAGAAAGGCGUAAGGAAAGGGAAGCCAGAAGAGAAGGUAACUAUUCCAUUUCUGCGCAUCAUAGAGCAGUGAGGGAAGAAUAUGGAGACAAAGUAAAAAUGAGACCCUGGAGCCGCAGUCCAUUACGACAACAAAGAGACAAGCUUGAGCAGGGAGAUGGCAGGAAACCAGUAAAAGAAGAGAAACCAGAAGAGAGAGAUCCCCUUUCAGACUUGCAAGACAUCAGUGACAGUGAGAGAAAAACCAGCUCAGCGGAGUCUUCAUCAGUAGAAUCUGGAUCAGGCUCAGAAGAAGAGGAAGAAGAGUCUAGCAGUGAAGGAUCUGAGGAAGAGGGAGAGGAAGAGGAGGAGGAAGAGGAGACGGGAAGUAAUUCUGAGGAAGUGUCUGAGCAGUCGGCUGAAGAAGUGAGUGAAGAAGAAGUGAGUGAAGAGGAAGAACGGGAGAAUGGAAACCACAUCCCAGUUGUUACAGAGUCAAGGUUUGACCGAGAUUCAGCAGGAAGUGAAGGAGAAGAGGAGGAAGUUGGGGAGGGCAGCCCUCAUUCCAAUGCAAUGACAGAAGGAGACUAUAUUCCUGACUCACCAGCUUCCUCCCCCAUUGAACUGAAACAGGAACUUCCUAAAUAUCUUCCUGCACUUCAGGGAUGUCGUAGUGUCGAGGAAUUUCAGUGUUUGAACAGGAUUGAAGAGGGAACAUAUGGUGUGGUCUACAGAGCAAAAGACAAAAAGACUGAUGAAAUUGUGGCUCUAAAGCGAUUAAAAAUGGAAAAGGAAAAGGAAGGCUUUCCCAUUACUUCUCUUAGAGAAAUAAAUACUAUUCUGAAAGCACAACAUCCAAAUAUUGUCACUGUCAGAGAAAUUGUUGUGGGUAGUAAUAUGGAUAAAAUCUAUAUCGUAAUGAACUAUGUAGAACAUGAUCUCAAGAGUCUAAUGGAAACAAUGAAGCAACCGUUUUUACCAGGUGAAGUGAAAACCUUGAUGAUUCAGCUGUUGCGAGGAGUCAAGCAUCUUCACGACAACUGGAUACUUCACCGAGACUUGAAAACUUCCAACCUGUUGCUUAGUCAUUCAGGCAUUUUAAAAAUUGGGGAUUUUGGACUAGCCCGAGAAUAUGGAUCUCCACUGAAGCCUUACACACCUGUAGUUGUGACGCCUUGGUACAGGGCUCCAGAGUUGUUGCUUGGUGCCAAGGAAUAUUCAACAGCAAUAGACAUGUGGUCAGUAGGGUGUAUAUUUGGAGAGCUGUUAACUCAGAAACCAUUGUUUCCAGGGAAGUCAGAAGUUGACCAGAUUAAGGAAGUUUUUAAGGACCUGGGUACUCCAAGUGAAAAAAUCUGGCCUGGUUACAAUGAGCUGCCAGCUGUAAAGAAGAUGACAUUCACAGAGUAUCCCUAUAACAAUCUACGCAAGAGGUUUGGAGCACUCCUCUCUGAUCAGGGGUUUGAUCUGAUGAACAAGUUUUUGACAUACUAUCCAGCCAGAAGAAUCACUGCUGAAGAUGGUUUGAAGCAUGAGUAUUUCCGAGAGACUCCCCUUCCUAUUGACCCCUCCAUGUUUCCCACGUGGCCAGCAAAAAGUGAACAACAAAGAGUGAAACGUGGCACUAGCCCCCGCCCACCUGAGGGAGGCCUUGGAUACAGUCAGCUGGGUGGUGAUGAUCUGAAAGGCACAGGCUUUCAUCUGACCACCACAAAUCAGGGAGCAUCUGCUGCAGGACCUGGUUUCAGCCUCAAGUUUUAAACUCACCAUGAAGAAACAAACAACCAACCCUCCCCCUCCCCCCAAAAACAUUCAUGUGAGUGGAUUUUUGAGUGCCCCCGGUUCUGUUCUUCACAUCAGGGACUAGAUGCUUUUUACAGAAAAAGAUGUCAUCACAGAUUCAAAGGCUCUUGCUGGGUACGGAGUGUAACUAAUUAACUGCUGCAUUCCAUUUAGAGGACUGGAAAUAACCUGAAAAGCCAAGGAUCAUUACAAAAUUUGACAAAGGAAAACUUGAAGUACAGUCCUGGAACAUUUUUUUUUUUUUUUUUUUUUUUGUUGUUUUUAGGGGUAUUUUUGCUUGUAAAUUUGUAGAAUUAAAAUACAUUUUUAAUUGUUUAACAGUGUGAAGGAUUUCAUUUCUUCACAUGCAGAAAGCUUGGAGGUUGGUGGCAUUAAGUCUUCUAGAGUGGAAACUUCUGAGAGAUUUUUUUUCUCUGUUUCCGUAUCUGCUGCUUAAACUAUUAUAGCAUAUUGUCAGCCCAGGCACAACUUUUUUUUGUAAGUUUCAUAUGGCCAAAGGUGGUUGUUUGGGCAAGAAGUCGUGACACUUCUGAGGUUUCUCUCCUGUUCUGUGUCUUGCAGAGGCUAGGCUGUGUUUGAUAGUCACUGACAACCUUUUUGAGUGCACUAGUGGGCUGAUCACUUCACUGAGUUGUCACAUACGUGUAUUUACAAUGGUGCUGGUGCAAAAGAACUAAUAUAUUGUUUUAUAAAUCAAAAAAGAUUUAUUAUGGAGAUGGAAACUGUAUUUCCUGUAGCAGUUCUUUUAGAUAUCUCAUUUUUCCAUUAACUAAUUCUAUUAGUUGUACUGACUAUAGAAUAUAAUGCCAUAUUCAGAUUCGUUCUCACAAAGGAAUCAUGUUGUAAUGUCACAGUCUUUUGCUGUCAUAUGAUAAUGCCAUCAUUCUUUUCCGGGGACAGGAAGAUUUGGAAAAUACAGAAAAAUGUUGCAUGUAGUCAGACAGGUAUUCAUGUAGUCAGACCAGUCCAGUGAAAGGCAUACCUUAAAUGAUAAAUAUUCCAUUGACUUCAGUGCACUUUAAGAGUUUUUUACUGGACAUAAGGGCCUUGGAACUGGAAUUUAGAUACACUAAAAUUGUAGAUUUUGAGAAAGGAUAUUUCUGUGAAGGAAGACAGAGCUAUUUUCUCUUUAGGCCUCAUUUCCUGAUACUGGAGGAGAAACAAUUGUAUUACUGGUCUGUUACUGAACUAUGCAUGAUACUCUGUGAGAUUCCUUCAUGGUAAUUAUAUGCAGAGAUCAAUAACCUAUGGAAAAGCAGUUUCUGCUACAGCCCACAGACUGCAGCACGGAAGAACCAUUUUGCCAUGGCCUGUGGUAAACUGUAAAGGAUCAAACAUGUGACUGUACAUUUUGUGUUUCAAGCUCUGUUGUGCAUCUUGCACUCUGUGACGUUACUUCCUUCCUAACUUCCUUGGCAUUGUUGCAGCCAUUGGGGGCAUCACUCAUGGAAGGUCUGAUUCACUGACAAAAAGAAAGAAUUAUUUAUCUGGCAUCGAAGUUGGAUGGUUUUGGUUUUAAAAAAGCAAAAGCAACAAACCCUACUGCUGGAUUAUCGUGGGAAUGUGAUGUGGCUCUAAGAGGUAUGUGUAACUCCAAUUUUCUUCAUAGAAGGGAAUAUCGGCUCUUCCUCAGUAGAGCAGCAUUUUUCAGUUGCCACAUCUCAACUUUUAUUUUGGCUCAAAUGUCUAUUUUUGCACAGAGUGCUUGCGGUUUAUGAUCCUGAUUGUAAUUGUCCCUACAAAAGAUGCAUUUUUAAAUUUUUUACUGCCCUGUACUCCUGCCUACAUGUGAUGGUAAAGGUGAAGCCUAAGAUUAUUUAUUCAUACUAAAUAAAUAUGUGAGAAAUGAAAGGGGAUAAAAAUACCUAAAUGAUAAGCGGUUACUAUUGGUAUUUAACUUUUUUUAAGCAAGCCUUUCAUAUACAAUUGGAAGACAUUUUUCCAAGGUGGGUUAACUUAACCCUGGACUUCUGACACUGAUAAGGGAGGUGGGUUUUUUUAAUCAUAUGCAAGUUAUAAGAGGGCAAGUGAGGGGAGAAAAUAAGUUAAAGUCAGUUUCACUAGGAACAGAACUGCAGUAUUUAAUUAGUUUGAAAUUGUGCCUAUUUAAAAAACAGAUUUCAGCAGUGUGGAAGAAUUGCAGAGGUAUAGCAUUUAGACCAAAGUGGAAAUUCUACUGCAUGAGAGUAUAGUGGCAUCACAGGAUUUUUGCAGUUCAGAUACUAUUUUGCUGUUGAUUUAUUUCAGGUUUUAUUUUUGUAAAAUCAAAUUAUAAUCAAAGUGAGCUUUUUUUACAGUUUUACUGAUAGAGCCUUUCUGCUGUAACACAGGCCUUCCUAGACUGCUGUCGCUUACAGCGUUGUGAGAUAGUUGGUAGUUUUGCUGGUGUUUGUUUGCCCAAGGUUACGAGGACGACUAAAAAGGGAUGAAACAGAGCAAAGGGUAAUUUAGGCUGCUUUAACGUUGGGGAAAGAUGUCUUAACAACAAGAUCUGUUUGAUUAUGGUAUGGCCAAGAGAGGCAGUGGAAAAAUCAGUUCUUGAGUCGUUUAGAAACUGGACUGAACAAAUCUGGGCCAAAAUAAUCUGGGCCAAAGCCUCCACUUGCACUGAUGAUACCCUUUCUAUCUCUUGAGUCAAAGAAAGACGUAGCCUAAAGGCAGGGAUGCAUCUAUCACUGUCCAAAUGAGUUUACAGGUUCUGCAAUGACAUACUAAGGCUUAUCUAGGCUUGUUUCUGAGGCAGAUGUUCAACUAGUGCUAAAGUAGCUUAGUUCCAUUACCUUCAAGUGGCAUUAUGCAGACUGAAAAGCACUUAAGGAUAAAUUGUUCUACCUUUCUUUUGAGUAUUUUUCAUUAAAUGUAGUAACUGUCAGGGGAUGCUGACUAUGCAAAUGAGUGUGCCACUGAUGCACACAUUUAAGUGCACUUGGUUUUGCCCACUAAUACUAUUGCCAUUUUCUUGUCUGAUGUGGCAUAUUUAGCUCAUCUCAGGGUGUGGGGGGAUGGAUAGUGAUAGAAGUGAACUUAUCUCUACAGGAGUCCAGAGGCUUACUGAUCAGACACUUAGAAGGACAAGUUAUGAGGAACCGCAGAUGAAGGUAAAUAGUAUAAUGUGCUGACCCAAGUAAUAAAUGCGUAUGACAGGAAAGCAGGGGAAGGAAAGAUGUUCUGUGGCUACUUAGGUAACUACAUGUUGAAAUGUGGAAUUCAGUAAUUAGAGUGGAGUAAUUAGAAGGAGUAAUUAGAAAAGGCUUACUGUGGUCCUAUAUCCUCCUUCCGUCAAGUAAAAGAAAAAGUUAUAUGUAUUUUUCUGAAAGCCCUUUUAAUGAUUCUCACCAGAAUCUUAAAAAAAAAAAAAAAAAGAAAAAAAGAAAAAACCAAGACAGCAGAACACUUACUGAGUGUUUUUCUUACUUACUGGUUGUUUUUUUUCUUCCAUAAUGCCUCUGAUUCCAUUGCAACAUAGUUGAGCCAUCAAUCUGUUGAUCCAUUUAUCUGGUGAGGGGUUUUGUUCUUGUUUUUCAGCAGUCUGCAGUGACUUGGGUCAUUUAACUGCAAAAUCUGACCCUUGAAUUUUUUAUUAUUAUUUUUUAAUUAUCUUUCUAUACGGGACAUGCUUGAUAAAUUCUUACCCGUUAAAAGUAACUUGGAAAAGUUUUUCCAAAAAUAAAGUCCCAGUCUCUCUUGCCCAAGCUAUGGAAGCAGCUGAUUUAAAAGUUUGAUUGUACUGCUGCAGAUUAAAUAUAAAAUGCUAAAGAAAAAAUUUGAAUUUGAAACAGAACUAGCAGUAAUUGAAGUUCUCAUUCCAGGGCCCUUAUUAGUGCCUCAGUCUGAUCCUCCAGGAAUAAGUGGUCAAGAUUCUUUCUUUUUUCUUUACUAUACAAGUGUAAGUUCCUUCAUUAAUUGCAUUUGCAAUGAUGCUCAGGUGAUCAUCGUUUAAGGAUAAGUAACCUGGAUAUGAGUAUUCCAGAAGCUCCUUAUCUUUAUACCAGCUGUCGUAAGAAAAAUAACAGAAAUUAAACUAUGAAACAUCCAGUAUAAAGCAAUAUAUGUUAGUGGUCCUUCUCUGCUGGUAAGUUUUGUUUGAGCCAAGUCUACUGCAGCAUAGAGUGCAUAGUGCCCUGUUAUAACCACCACUGUCUACUUAAAAUGUACAGAAAACCUUAGCUUAUUUUGUUAAACUCUUAAAUUUAACAGUAGGAGCUUGAAUCUUACUGAAAGUUGAUGGGAUUUUGGGUCCUCCGGCCAAACUGACCCAUGGACUUGGGCGCUUACUUACAUCUAUCAGCUUUGGACAAAUCCAGAAAUUACAUGCCCAUAAGUUAAUAAGAGCUAACAAAUUAUUAAUUAUAUUUAAAUAAAUUCAAGACUGCAGUCUUUUGUAGAAUAUAGGCCGGGGAAUUUGACCAAACAGUAAGAAUUACCUUAUGCAGUAUGUGUGAACCGGAUUUUACCCUUUUCAGUUCAGCUUACUCAUUUCUGAUAGCUCUGCUUUCAGACUAAAUGCUUUGCAAUGUUAUAAACAGUAUUUGCACUCUACUUUCUUCUAUCCCGUAUGUCACAGCUAGCAAGCUCUUCCUCACCCCUCUGCCAAAUAAAGGAGUUACAUGCUCCAGAAGGUAAACUACAUUCUUAUGUACACUUUGUUUUGUCAUGCUUCCUUAUUCUUUCUCCUUUUUGGUAUGUAAGCUGCUAAAAGUGUCCUAAAGGAUUGAAAUAAAAGACAGAGAACUUACUAAA